AUGGAGAACGGCGCAGCCUCAGAGGGUAAAGAUCCCUCGGCCUUCCUCGGCGAGAUCAUCGGUGCUCCGGUGAUUGUCAAGCUCAACUCUGGUGUUGUUUACAAGGGUGAGCUCCAAUCGGUGGAUGGCUACAUGAACAUUGCGCUGGAGAAGACCGAGGAAUUUGUGAAUGGGAAGCUUCGUCGCAGCUACGGAGACGCCUUUGUGCGUGGAAACAACGUGCUCUACAUUUCCGCCGCUUGA
Molecule: messenger RNA, 243 nt
Organism: Penicillium diatomitis
Lineage: Eukaryota; Fungi; Ascomycota; Eurotiomycetes; Eurotiales; Aspergillaceae
Product: U4/U6-U5 snRNP complex subunit LSM6
Exons: 3
Coding region: 1-243 (80 amino acids)
Biological process (GO): maturation of SSU-rRNA; mRNA splicing, via spliceosome
Cellular component (GO): U6 snRNP; U4/U6 x U5 tri-snRNP complex; nucleolus
Molecular function (GO): RNA binding
Source: RefSeq, a predicted model, not a curated record